Molecule: messenger RNA, 729 nt
Organism: Fraxinus pennsylvanica
Lineage: Eukaryota; Viridiplantae; Streptophyta; Magnoliopsida; Lamiales; Oleaceae
Source: the annotation of a GenBank genome assembly
AUGGUUCAGCAGGCAGUUCAAGGGUCUUCAGCUGCUUAUGCGAAGGAAAUGGAAAGACUCUCUGCUAAAGAGUCUCUGCUUCUUGCUCUCAAAGACGCUGGGGGAUUUGAGGCUUUAGUCACUGGGAAAACAACAGAUAUGCAGUGUAUCGAUGUGAAUGAGAUGAUAGUUAGCCUUGAGCGACUCAAUCCAACACCUCGACCAACAACGUCUCCUUAUCUGGAGGGUCGCUGGAAUCUCGAGUGGUUUGGAUCAGGAAGCCAUGGGUUCUUUGCUGCUCGGUUUGUGUUUGAGAGGUUUCCUCCUGCAUUCGCAAAUUUAUCAAAAUUGGAUGUAGUGAUCAAGGAUGGAUACGUUAAUAUUGAAGCAAAUGUUAAAUUCUUCAACUCGAUAGAAAGCAAUGCUAUUCUCUCCACCAAGUUAUCUGUCGAGGGACCACUUAGAAUGAAGGAGGAAUAUGUUGAAGGAAUACUCAAAUCUCCAAAGAUCAAUGAAGAAACCAUACCUGAACAGCUAAGAGGUGCUUUUGGUCAGGCAACUAGCACACUAGAGCAACUUCCUGAUCCCAUUCGGGAUGCCAUGGCAACUGGAUUCAAGGUCCCUCUUGGUGGGUCCUCCAACAGGCUUUUUAUGAUUUCCUAUCUGGACGAAGAGAUCCUAAUAACAAGGGAUACUACUGGAAUUCCUGAAGUCUUAUUUUUACAUCAAAGUAACUGGGCUAUAUCUUAA